CAGCGACCUUCAUCGACGCCCACACCCUUGGAUAUUUAAUAAUAACAAGAUGGGCUGGUGGUGGAAUUCCUCCUCCUCUCAAAAGGAUUAUACGCAACCUCCAACAAGCGACCCCACACCGUCAAUUCCUCAACCUGAGUCCGAACCCUCAAAGCCCUCACUACCGUCAACCCGUGACGAACGAGCAGACGCAGAACUCCGCGAAUUCCUCGCGAGUCUCGAAUGGACCGAUGAAUCCAACAACUCAACUCCAGAAUCCACACAAACCGCUUCAUCUUCACACACCAAUGCGAACAGUUCACCCAAAUCCAUAUCCCCAGACUCACUAUAUGCCGACACCAUGUCCUGCCGAUCCGCCUUCGACUACGCAUUCUUCUGUCAAUCGUUUGGCGGACAAUGGGUGAAUGUGUAUCGGUAUGGCGAGCUACGGUCGUGUAGUGAGCACUGGGAGAAUUUCUGGCUGUGUAUGAAGACGCGCUCGUACCCGGAUAAUGUGCGCAAGGAGAUUAUCCGAAAUCAUAACCGCAAAAAGGCGGUUAAGUAUAAGACCGGGCCGAGUAGUGAGGAUGUCUGGGAUUUGCGAACGGAGCCGUUGGUGGAUGCAUUUAAAGGGGAUUUCGAGGUGUUUGAGAAGGAGUUGAAGGAGGAGCAGGCUAUGGGGCAGCGAUGAUAGGAAAGAAAAGGUGCUGGGAGGUUUUAUGAGGUCUUUUAACGAUUUUUCUCAACUCUGUUUGUUAUUUUGUACAAAUAAGCCAGACAUGUAUCAUAGAUAUACCCUUUGCAGUCCUACAAAUAUCAAUGAUAUAACCAU
Molecule: messenger RNA, 811 nt
Organism: Talaromyces proteolyticus
Lineage: Eukaryota; Fungi; Ascomycota; Eurotiomycetes; Eurotiales; Trichocomaceae
Exons: 1
Coding region: 50-670 (206 amino acids)
Source: RefSeq, a predicted model, not a curated record